AUGCCAGGCGCUGUUUCCGAAGUACCCCAGGCCGUAGUGGAAGAGACGUCGAAUCUUGAACGCUACGGUUACCUGUUCGGCAUUAAACUCACAAACUCGUGGUCACCCUUCUUUCACAGUGUCAUCUAUAAGGAGCUCGGCCUACGAUGGGGUCAAGUACGGCUCGAAGGUAGUGAUAUCAACAUGUUUCUGAAACUGAUUGACCAUCCAGACUGUUUUGGUUCAUCGGUGACCAUGCCUAAUAAGGUGACCAUCAUGGACCACCUGGACGAGACAACAGAUGAGUGCCGUGCCAUUGGCGCCUGUAACACCAUCUUCUUCAAGAUUGGCCCUGACGGCCGUCGUCUGCGCUGCGGCACAAAUACCGACGUGAUUGGCAUCCGUGACUCUUUCCUCUACACCAUCAAGAAGCCUGAGGCAGUCUACCAUAACCGUCCAGCACUCGUCGUGGGGGGUGGCGGUGCCGCUCGUAGUGCCGUCUACGCCCUGCGCAAGUGGCUCAGCGUGAAGAGCAUCUACCUCGUCAACCGCGACGCCGGUGAGGUUCAGGCUGUCAUCGACGACUGCAAGGCUCACGGAUACGGAGAGGACCUUAUCCACGUCGAGACGGUGGACCAGGCUGCGUCACUCGAGACACCCGGUGCUAUUGUCGCAUGCGUGCCUGACUUUGAACCCCAGACAGACGAAGAGAGGCAAGCCCGUGGUGUGACGGACAGCUUCCUUUCCAGGAAGGACCACAAGGGUGCCAUGCUGGAAAUGUGCUAUAACCCUACUCCCUACACGAAACUGGGUACCCUCGCUGAGCAGAAGGGAUGGCAGGUCAUUCUGGGAACAGAAGCCCUUAUUUGGCAAGGCCUGGAGCAGGAUAAGUUCUGGACUGGCAAGAGUUUGAAUGAGUUACCUGUGGCUACUGCAAAGGAAGCCAUCGCGCAGAAGGUAGCCGAUGUUCUGUCACAAAGGUUGGAGUAA
Molecule: messenger RNA, 969 nt
Organism: Geosmithia morbida
Lineage: Eukaryota; Fungi; Ascomycota; Sordariomycetes; Hypocreales; Bionectriaceae
Product: quinate dehydrogenase
Exons: 2
Coding region: 1-969 (322 amino acids)
Biological process (GO): chorismate biosynthetic process; shikimate metabolic process
Molecular function (GO): shikimate 3-dehydrogenase (NADP+) activity
Source: RefSeq, a predicted model, not a curated record